GGGCCUCUCCGCGACCGCACACCGCGUCCGGUCCCCUCCGGCCAGCAGCAAGCCUCCCGACCUCUCCUGGCUCGGGCUCGGAGUCAGGCCGACUUGGGAGGCGGCCAUCGAUUUUACGGAAGACCCUGGGUUAUGGAACAGAGAAAAGAACUUUUUAGAAGGCUCCAAAAAUGGGAAUUAAAUACAUACUUGUAUGCACCAAAAGAUGACUACAAACAUAGGAUGUUUUGGCGGGAGAUGUAUUCGGUGGAGGAAGCUGAGCAACUUAUGACUCUCAUCUCUGCUGCACGAGAAUAUGAAAUAGAGUUCGUCUAUGCUAUCUCACCUGGACUGGAUAUCACUUUUUCCAAUCCUAAGGAAGUAUCUACAUUGAAGCGCAAACUGGACCAGGUUUCUCAAUUUGGGUGCAGGUCAUUUGCCUUGCUUUUUGAUGAUAUUGACCAUAAUAUGUGUGCGGCAGACAAAGAGGUAUUCAGUUCUUUUGCUCAUGCACAGGUCUCCAUCACAAAUGAAAUUUAUCAGUACCUAGGAGAGCCAGAAACUUUCCUCUUCUGUCCUACAGAAUAUUGUGGCACUUUCUGUUAUCCAAAUGUUUCUCAGUCUCCUUAUUUAAGGACUGUGGGUGAAAAGCUUUUACCUGGAAUUGAGGUGCUUUGGACAGGUCCUAAAGUUGUUUCUAAAGAAAUUCCAGUAGAGUCUAUUGAAGAGGUUUCUAAGAUUAUUAAGAGAGCUCCAGUAAUCUGGGAUAACAUUCAUGCUAAUGAUUAUGAUCAGAAGAGACUCUUUCUGGGCCCAUACAAAGGAAGAUCCACAGAGCUCAUUCCCCGGUUAAAAGGAGUGCUGACGAAUCCAAACUGUGAAUUUGAAGCCAACUAUGUCGCUAUCCACACUCUUGCCACCUGGUACAAGUCAAACAUGAACGGAGUGAGGAAGGAUGUGGUGAUGACUGACACUGAAGACAGUACUGUAUCAAUCCAGAUAAAGUUAGAAAAUGAAGGAAGUGAUGAAGAUAUUGAAACUGAUGUACUCUAUAGCCCACAGAUGGCUCUAAAGCUAGCUUUAACAGAAUGGUUGCAGGAAUUUGGUGUACCUCAUCAAUACAGCAGUAGACAAGUUGCACACAGUGGAGCUAAAGCAAGUGUAGUUGAAGGGGCUCCCUUAGUUGCAGCACCCUCUUUAAAUGCCACAACUGUAGUCACGACAGUGUACCAGGAGCCCAUUAUGAGCCAGGGAGCAGCUUUGAGUGGUGAACCUACAGCUCUGACCAAGGAAGAAGAAAAGAAGCAGCCAGAUGAGGAACCUAUGGACAUGGUGGUAGAAAAACAAGAAGAAGCAGACCACAAGAAUGACAGCCAGAUACUCACUGAGAUUGUUGAAGCUAAGAUGGCGGAGGAAUUGAAACCAAUGGACACUGAUAAAGAGAGCAUAGCUGAGUCGAAAUCUCCAGAGAUGUCAAUGCAAGAGGAUUGCAUUAGUGAUAUUGCUCCCAUGCAGACGGAUGAACAAACAAACAAGGAGCAGUUUGUGCCAGGUCCAAAUGAAAAACCUUUGUACACUGCAGAACCAGUGACUCUGGAGGAUUUGCAGUUACUUGCAGAUCUUUUCUAUCUUCCCUAUGAGCAUGGACCCAAAGGAGCACAGAUGUUACGGGAAUUCCAGUGGCUUCGAGCAAAUAGCAGUGUUGUCAGUGUCAAUUGCAAAGGAAAAGACUCUGAAAAAAUUGAAGAAUGGCGGUCACGAGCAGCCAAGUUUGAAGAGAUGUGUGGAUUGGUGAUGGGAAUGUUCACUCGGCUCUCGAAUUGUGCCAACAGGACAAUUCUUUAUGACAUGUACUCCUAUGUGUGGGAUAUCAAGAGUAUAAUGUCAAUGGUGAAGUCUUUUGUGCAGUGGUUAGGGUGUCGUAGUCAUUCUUCAGCACAGUUCUUAAUUGGAGACCAAGAACCCUGGGCCUUUAGAGGUGGUCUAGCAGGAGAGUUCCAGCGUUUGCUGCCAAUUGAUGGGGCAAAUGAUCUCUUUUUUCAACCACCCCCACUGACUCCUACCUCGAAAGUUUAUACUAUCAGACCGUAUUUUCCUAAAGAUGAGGCUUCUGUGUACAAGAUUUGCAGAGAGAUGUAUGAUGAUGGAGUGGGUUUACCUUUUCAAAGUCAGCCUGACCUAAUUGGAGACAAGUUGGUAGGAGGGCUCCUUUCCCUCAGCCUAGAUUACUGCUUUGUCCUUGAAGAUGAAGAUGGCAUAUGUGGCUAUGCUCUGGGCACUGUAGAUGUGACACCCUUCAUUAAAAAAUGCAAAAUAUCCUGGAUUCCCUUCAUGCAGGAGAAGUACACGAAGCCAAAUGGUGACAAAGAACUCUCAGAGGCCGAGAAAAUAAUGUUGAGUUUCCACGAAGAACAGGAAGUAUUGCCGGAAACAUUCCUUGCCAAUUUCCCUUCUCUGAUAAAGAUGGAUAUUCACAAAAAAGUAACUGAUCCAAGUGUGGCUAAAAGCAUGAUGGCUUGCCUCCUGUCUUCCUUGAAGGCUAAUGGUUCCCGGGGGGCUUUCUGUGAAGUGAGACCAGAUGAUAAAAGAAUUCUGGAGUUUUACAGCAAGUUAGGCUGUUUUGAAAUUGCAAAGAUGGAAGGAUUUCCAAAGGAUGUGGUUAUACUUGGUCGGAGCCUGUGACAUUUGUUGGCCUGUGAACUGUCAGUCUUAACACCAUCUGUGGUUGGUAGUUGGGGUCUUCAGACAGCUCAGCAUCUGGAGCAGCAACAAAUCAGCCAGUUGAAGUAGAAACAGAAGACUGUAAAGAUCACCCAUCACACUGAAACCGCUGCUGGUUGGAAGAAGAUAGUAUUGGUGCAAGUCCUGUAUAAAACAGAUUUGGGUUCCUCUUUGGGUCUUGUGUUUCAUCUUGGGUGCAAAGACCUCUUACGUGGGCUUCUAUAGGGAGAAGGGUCUUGAAUAAAUGUAGUCAGCAGUAUUUUCUGCAUCCAGUGUGGUUGGAUUUGUCACCUAAGGAAUCACAAUGACUUGGUUUAAUAAAUGUCUCAUUCUUUGUAGACAUGACAGUGAUGAAAGACUCAGACUUCAGGUUGGAUGUUCCAAGUAGUUUAAGCUAAAUAAAUGUUUUCAAUUUGGGGCAAUUUGUUUCUUUUUGUAAAGCCAUGGCCAGCUGUCUACUGUCGCAACCAUUGGCUUGGGCAUGUUGUGCUUUGUAGGGACAGUGCAGGUGUUUUUAGCAAAAGCCUAAAAUUGAUAAAUUUGUAAAUUUCUGUGUAUAUAAACUAGCUGUAACCUGCUUAUCUUUUGUUGCCCAUAUUUGUAAUUUUUUUCUUUAUAAAAUGAAAAGGUGUUGGUUCAGGAUGGCACUUUGAAUAAUGUAAAUUAGAGGAAGGUAGGUUUUUUUCUUUUUUUCUCUCCUUCUUGAGAAGCUUUAUUUUUUAAUGUGUCCCAACAUUAGGGAUAUAGGCCAUGACCAUUUUGGGUACGAGAGCCUAACUUCAUAGGACUCAAUCUGUUGCAAAGUGAAGUUGCUUCUGAAAAUUAACUUCCAUAGCAGAUCAGUGUGAAGUGUUAGUCUGGACAUUGUCAGGUAGGGUACGGAACUGGCUGGUCUCAUUUGCUCUUGGAUCAGGUGUCCUUUAAUCUCAACACCUGUUACUACUGGUUUAACUAAAUCAGUCUUUAGUUCUUGCAUGUUUUAUCUAAUUUUUGAAAGGAUGAGCACACUAGGUUACCCAUUUCUUCUUCAAUCACAGAUUCUGAAAGCUUCAUAUAUUUUAAUUUAGAUUUGGUGUUUUUAAGGGUUUUGAGCAUGAGGCUAGUGGGUAAUCUGCAGGAUUCAUUUUUUUCAUCAUGGCUGGCUGACUUCUCCCUAGAUUUGUAUCAGUGUAUUGUUAUCUUGCUACAGUUUUGCAUCAUCUGUCUUUGAGUUGUGUGAAGAACUAGAAGGAAAA
Messenger RNA from Fukomys damarensis (Damara mole-rat), 3935 nucleotides. RefSeq names its product O-GlcNAcase (gene Oga). Gene Ontology annotation, molecular function: beta-N-acetylglucosaminidase activity. NCBI's taxonomy places the organism in Eukaryota, Metazoa, Chordata, Mammalia, Rodentia, Bathyergidae. The record is from RefSeq and is a predicted model, not a curated record. The transcript has 16 exons. Gene Ontology annotation, biological process: glycoprotein metabolic process. The annotation marks the transcript as partial.